UUCCGUGAUUAACAUCCCGACUGAUCAUCACUAGCAUCACACCGACAACAUUAACUAACAUGGCGGCUAAGAACCCUGAUUCCCUCGUCGGCGAAGGGCCUUUUCAUGCCCGCAUGAACCCAGCCCAGCCUGCAGCAAACAAUUGGCAUAAGCCAGGGAACGAGCAGGGCAACGAUACCGUACCAGAGUACCACGCCGAGACUUUCCCGCCGGGAACUGCACCAGCAGAGAAUACAUUCCACCCCAAUCCCGACAGCAACUACACAACUGAAGCCCUAAACAUGCCUGCCCUAGACAUGCCAGGCUCGACUUCAAAGGAUGUCCACAACUCUAUUGAUAACUUGCACGGCAAGCCAUUGAUCGGCCAAGAGAACCGUGAGAUCAGAGGUGUUCAUCCUAGAAAGAGAAAGAAGGAGCGCAGUGGCCUGGAGGGUGUCGGUGCAAGCACGACUUACUCCGUGUUUGAUAAGGUGAGGGAUACGGUUGCUGAUAAGCCCAAUGUCGAAAAGGGGCAGAGGGGAUAUUCUGGGAAGCGAGAGGGCGGACUCGCUGCUGAUGGAGCAGAGUCCAUGCCGCCCGUGACAGCAGAUGAGCGGGCUGUUCGUGAAGGUCCUCAUAAAUCUACUGCUUAACAAUAAGUUGUCGGUAUUAGAACCAAAUAACAUGCUCU
Molecule: messenger RNA, 670 nt
Organism: Fusarium oxysporum Fo47
Lineage: Eukaryota; Fungi; Ascomycota; Sordariomycetes; Hypocreales; Nectriaceae
Exons: 2
Coding region: 60-632 (190 amino acids)
Source: RefSeq, a predicted model, not a curated record